This is a messenger RNA of Pseudomassariella vexata, 1389 nucleotides long. RefSeq names its product major facilitator superfamily domain-containing protein. Gene Ontology annotation, cellular component: membrane. Gene Ontology annotation, biological process: transmembrane transport. The transcript has 3 exons. The record is from RefSeq and is a predicted model, not a curated record. NCBI's taxonomy places the organism in Eukaryota, Fungi, Ascomycota, Sordariomycetes, Amphisphaeriales, Pseudomassariaceae. Gene Ontology annotation, molecular function: transmembrane transporter activity. The coding region runs from base 1 to 1389 and encodes 462 amino acids.
AUGCCCGGUACGCUCCAAGGAAACAACGUGGAAGCACAAGGCGACACUGCAGCCGAUGACCAAACCCUGUCUUUGCCUAAAUGGAACCAGCCUAGAAUCAACGCAUACCGGUUUCUCACGACCAUACUCUGCUUUAUCAUCAUGGGUAUGAACGAUGCCUCUGUAGGAGCAUUGCUACCUUACAUUGGGGAAUACUACAAUGUCUCCUACACCGUCAUCUCGCUCGUAUUCCUGGCGCCGUUCGUGGGCUAUGUGCUGGCCGCUCUCUCGAACAAUCUCAUACAUCACUAUAUGGGUCAACGGGGUGUGGCAAUCCUAGGACCGCUCACCCGUCUUAUUGGAUACGUUCCCUUGUGUCUGCAUCCUCCAUUCGCGGCGUUGCCCCCCAUCAUGUUGUUUCCGGGUUUUGGGAACGGGAUAGAGGAUAGUGCUUGGAAUGCCUGGAUAGGCAACAUGGAAUCCGCCAACGAGCUGCUCGGUUUCAUCCAUGGUGGGUACGGGCUGGGAGCCACCAUCGCCCCCUUAAUUGCUACGGCAAUGGUGACUAAGGCGAAUCUCCCCUGGUAUACUUUCUACUAUCUCAUGGUCGGAAUGGCGUCCCUCGAACUUUGCCUCACAACUACGACUUUCUGGCGGGCGACACGCACCGCUUAUCGCCAGCAGCACGCGGUUGUGAAUGGCGGUGUCAGAACGACGACGCGGAUGGCCAUGAAGCAUCCUAUUACCUGGAUAGUCGCACUCUUUUUGCUUGGUUAUGUGGGAGCUGAGGUCAGCUUGGGCGGCUGGAUCGUCUCAUUCAUGCUCAGAGUGCGCGAUGCCGAGCCUUUCCAAGCCGGUCUAACAGUGACCUUCUUUUGGCUCGGGUUAACGAUGGGCCGAUUGAUCCUGGGCUUCGUCACAGGGAGAGUCGGCGAAAAACUGGCCAUUACCUUCUACCUCCUGAUAUCUAUUGCGCUGCAUCUGAUGUACUGGCUGAUCCCUAACUUCAUCGCUUCAUCCGUCUUCGUCGCGCUCGAGGGCUUCUUCAUUGGCCCUUUCUUCCCUGCUGCCAUUGUAGCCGCCACGAAGCUGCUUCCCAGCGAUUACCACGUCUCGGCCAUCGGAUUUGCAGCAGCGUUUGGUGGAGGAGGGGCUGCCGUGUUUCCGUUCGCGGUCGGUGCGAUUGCUGAGACCAAAGGAGUCGAGGUCCUUCAGCCCAUCGUGCUAGCCAUCUUUUUGUUCAUUUCCCUCAUGUGGUUUGCCCUACCAGGUGGUAUGCGCAGAGGCGGGCUCGAGCGUGCUCGAGAUACCAAUGAGAAUGUGGGGCAUCAGGUUGCAAUGGGUUACAGAUGGUUAAAGCAGAGGUCGGACAGGAAACAGGUGACCGAGAUCGAUCAGAGCGCAUCUUAG